Pocillopora verrucosa is the source of this 4261-nucleotide messenger RNA. The record is from RefSeq and is a predicted model, not a curated record. NCBI's taxonomy places the organism in Eukaryota, Metazoa, Cnidaria, Anthozoa, Scleractinia, Pocilloporidae.
ACGAGGGGAAAGUAUGGUUAAACAGACAGUGGCUAGAUCACUGAUCGCUUGGGCGUUGUUGCUGUUAUUGCAUAACGCCACCUCGAUCCAAGAAGGUGGGGCACAGGAUAUUAACCAUCAACUCACCCGCCCUGAACGUGUAGACGGUAGACGAGAGAAACAAGACCUCUCAACUUCGGAAAAGGGAGGUCACGUGGAUGAUGCCUCUUAUCGAUUGACUGCUUUUGACAAGGACUGGACCCUAGAUGUUAAACGAAACAAAGAGUUGAUUCCUUCAUCAUUCGCUGUUCGCACGUUCGAAAAUGAUGGAUCAGAGGUCAUACAAGAGGGUAAUUACGAUCAUUGUCACUAUCAAGGUACCAUACGAGGCCUGAAUGAUUCUCGCGUUGUCCUGAAUACCUGUUCGGGGUUGAGAGGCUUAAUAGAUGAUGGUAAUGAAACGUUUUACAUUAUACCUGAGACUGGACAUGAGGAAAAUGGAACUCACAGAGUCAGUAAAGCCGAAGAAGACGAGUCCCAAGAUAUCUUCCAUAAUUGUGGAAACGACGAAAUUCAAGCAGACUCCCAUUUCUUAAACGAAACUUCUGGACCAGUUGCUAGGAAGAGACGUAGCAUAUCGGGUCAUAUUGAUGACUUCUACAAGAAAUACCUGACAACUGAUGAGACGCGAUACACCGAAAUUUUCAUUUGUGUUGACAAUGAAAUAUACCGGAAAUAUAACAGGGAUAAAAAUGUCAUCAAAGAUCGAGUCAUAACAUUAGUAAACGCUGUUGAUGCGAUCUAUCAGCGAAUUAAUAUCAGGAUAGUUCUGAAGUACUUGGAAAUCUGGACAAACGGAGAUCCUUUCGGGCGUGGGCGAAAUUCAGGGACUGAAUUAAACAAUUUCAGGGCCUAUCGAAAUAAAAAUUUGGUGAAAAGGUUCCCUCAUGACAACGCUCUUUUACUGAGUCACAGGAGUUGGGACAAACAUAUUGUUGGUCUAGCAUGGGUCAAUGCGAUGUGUGGCGGAAAUUCAAACUCUAUCAACGCCUGGUCUUAUAGCAGUAUCAUUGGUCCUUAUGUAACCGUUGCUCAUGAAAUGGGCCACAACUUUGCGUUCAAUCAUGAUACAGGGAACUGCAAGUGCUUAACUCCACGAGGCUGUUUCAUGGGAGGUCACAAGACUAGACUUCCAGGAUUUUCGGAUUGCAGCCUUAAAUCGCUUCAAAAGAUCAAUGACGCGUGCUUGUACAACGUACCAACUUACAAGGCCUACAACAGUUAUUGUGGAAAUGGCAUACGCGAGAAAGGAGAGGAGUGCGACUGUGGUACCCCUGAGAUGUGCCAGGCCAAAGAUCCUUGCUGUGAACCUCACAACUGUGUCCUCAAAAAGGAAUCACAGUGCAGUGACUUACAUCACUCAUGCUGCAAGAACUGCUUGUUUAAGAAACAAGGAACGUUAUGCCGUGGAGUCAAAACUGAUUGUGAUGUUCCAGAAUAUUGCACUGGUGCUUCAAGAGACUGUCCUGAAGACACCUACAUCAUCAAUGGAUAUCCAUGUAGCCAAGCGAAAACGGUUAUACAAGGAAACACUAACUUCUACAGUGUGGUCACAAGGGACUUGAACCCCAUGGUCAACGCUCGGUAUCUUCGUAUCAAUCCUCAAUACUGGCAUGGCUGGCCCUGUAUGAGAACUGACUUCAUGGGAUGUUCUGCGCAUGAAGUAAGUCCAACUACCCCUACACCGCUGAAGUCAAACAACUUUGACCUUUGUCUGGCUCCAUCAAGCAAGAGCUGUUCCCCACGUGACAACGAGCUCAUCAUAUUUGUAUCCGGUAGCAGAUGCUCAGAGAGACAUUUUCAAUUCACGCGUGGCAAAGACGGAUUGUUACGCCACGCUUGCAGUGGGAAAUUGGUCUGUCCCGAAAAUGGCGGGACGCAUAAUGGUGCAAAGAUUGUGGUCAGCAGGACUUGUAAAGUCGCAGACUCGAAAUUUAUACGAACCGCAGGGCGAUCUUUAAAGCACGUCAAGUCUGGCAAAUGUGUUCAUCCUACGGGAUACUGGCCAGGAAACGGAAGACAUCUGGUAAUAUGGUCUGGAUGCGAUCAGCACAGGCUACAACUGUGGUUCGGGAAACAAGAUUGUGUGGAGCCUCUUGGAAUGCAGAACGGUGAAAUCAAAGACCGCCAGAUUACUGCUACCUCAUAUAGAGCUCAGGAUUUUGCGCAUUAUGCAAGACUCAAAGGCAAAAAAUACUGGUGUGCCAAAGCUAAUAACAAGGCCGAAUAUAUACAAGUUGACUUGGGAAAGGUUAAAACUGUCAGUAAAAUCCUGAUGCAAGGGCGUGGAAACUGGUACGACUGGGUGACCGGCUUCUUCUUACACUACAGUUACGAUGGUCAGCGGUGGAAAACUUACGCAGAGAGUGGUGACGAUCAACAAUCCGAUUCCUUCUGUUACCUUGGAAAGUGCAGCGAAACUCCUAACACUCAGUGCAAGGACUUAUGGGGAGCUACCGCCACAAGCGCUGACCGAGGAUGCUAUGACAAACUGAACACUGAGGCUAGAGGAUAUGGUACAUGUGAUCCAACAACCAAAAGACGUUGUGCUUCAAGGGAUGUUUUAUGCGGCCAGCUGCAAUGUGAAGCGGACGAUAGCAGAAAAAAACCUGUUGUUGACUAUGGACGGGCCAGAGACAAAAAGAUAAUUUUGCCUUCCGGGAAAAAAUGCAAUGCUGUAGAACUGAAAGGUGGUGACAGCGUUGGACUGGGAAUGGUAAGAGAUGGAACAAAAUGUGGACCUCAUAAGAUGUGUGUCAAUUACAAGUGCCAGUCACUCAGUUAUCUCAAUGUGGUUGGCAAGUGUCCAGUAGUCGGCAACAAAGAAUGUGCAGGAAGAGGGGUCUGCACCAAUAAAAAGGUUUGCCAUUGCCAAGGAGGAUUUGAUCCCAAAGACGGUUGCAAGUCAGAGCUGUCUCCACGUAACGGAGCCUGGGGUAGGUGGUCCUCAUGGACAAAGUGUGACAAAGGCUGCGAUGGCGGAAAGAGAAGAAGACAUCGGUACUGUGACAACCCCCUACCUCUGCAUGGUGGAGCUGACUGCGCUGGACAACGGCUCCAGACAAAGGAUUGUAACACACAGAGAUGUCCAAGGGUGAUUUCAUGCCGUCACUUGCAACGAAUCGCCAGAGAAAAGAACCAUUUCUACCCUGAUGGAGUCUACAAGAUUUACCCCACAGGUUCCCGGCCUGUUAUGACCUACUGCGAUAUGACACGUGACGGUGGAGGAUGGACGCUACUGGUUACUAGCCACACCAACAGCUGGAAGGCACAGAAUGUGAAAUUACGAAACACAAACUACCCAAAGUUGACUGAUGACUUCUCCAUUCUGCAAUAUGCGGACAGCAUUAAGAAUAACAAAGAAGUGACCGGAACUACGUUUGAAUAUCGCCUAGAGGCUCAAAGCAGAGGUCGUUGGGGAGGCAUCUGGAAGGCUCCAAGGGACUACACCUUCACAGCCACCAACAACAAACAAACGAAAGUUGAACUGAUCAAGAAGUUUGAUAAUUGGAAAUAUUCAAACGGAGGCAUCGAACAAAGAAUGCCAUGGAUUUCUGGUGCCAGGUUAACCACUUCCGGCCAUGCUCAACACUCUUGGUGGGGGUCAAUAACAGGUGACGAUAAGAGUUACCAUCCCGCGCCUUGGAUUAGUGGAGACCGUAUGGAGAGUCAGCCAUCCUACAUCUGGUACUGGAUGAGAGAGGGACCACUAAAAGGUUCCAUUUCUGUCUCAGAUUGUCAGGAUGGCAACAGGAAUUGCAAGUAUUGGGCAUCGCAUGGUCAUUGCAAAAAGUCUGCUAAUUACAUGUCUAAGAACUGCCGUAAGAGUUGCAACCUUUGUCAAGAGGAAGGAGGAAAAGGACAGGGAGGCGAAGGAGAAGGAAAAUCAGCGGGAGGAAUACGAAGCUACGGUGACUACUGUGUGGCCCCAAACAGGGGAGGUUGUUCCCCUCCAGGCGGCAGUUAUCUCAUCUUCACUAAAAAGAAAGGCACGGCUUGUAAUGCAAGAGAACAGAUCUUUCGUCUUGAUCAGAAUGGCAUUAUUCAUCACAAGUGCAGCGGGAAGGUGGUUUGUCCACAAGACAAUAACCCUUCCUAUGGUAAAAAGCUGAUGCUGAAGGACAAAUGCGACCGGGGAAUUUCUAGGCACGUAAGAUUGUCAGGAUGGCAACAAGAAUUGCAAGUAUUGGGCAUCGCAUGGUCAUUGCAAAAAGUCUGCUAA